AUGGAUGUCGAGAUCGUCGCGGCGUCGAAGGUCGGACGCAAGCUCAACGACUUGCGGCAGAUGCAUAAAGAGGCGGCCAUCAGCCAGAUCGAAGGCGAAGCUUCGACGAUCGAGGCCGAUUAUGUCGACGUGCGGCACAAGUGUCUGCGCGACCUCGCUCGAUGCAAUGUCGUGACGGCUCAGCACGUCCCUUUGAGCUGA
Molecule: messenger RNA, 201 nt
Organism: Peronospora matthiolae
Lineage: Eukaryota; Oomycota; Peronosporomycetes; Peronosporales; Peronosporaceae
Source: the annotation of a GenBank genome assembly